Trichechus manatus latirostris (Florida manatee) is the source of this 4753-nucleotide messenger RNA. It is a transcript of the gene ZNF322, whose product is annotated as zinc finger protein 322. Gene Ontology annotation, molecular function: DNA-binding transcription factor activity, RNA polymerase II-specific; RNA polymerase II cis-regulatory region sequence-specific DNA binding. The transcript has 4 exons. Gene Ontology annotation, biological process: regulation of transcription by RNA polymerase II. Bases 615 to 1823 code for a protein of 402 amino acids. Lineage: Eukaryota; Metazoa; Chordata; Mammalia; Sirenia; Trichechidae. The record is from RefSeq and is a predicted model, not a curated record.
UAGAGAGGGCUUGCGUAGCCGGCUUUCUCGGCUCUUAAAGCACCCAGCGGGCGGCCUAGCCCUAGCUCCCCUCGCAGAUGCGCAUGGAGGAAGUAGCUUUUCGCUCCCGUUAGGGCCCCCAGGUCCGCUUUCCUCCUCUUCCCUAAGCUGGGCCCUUAGGGCCACCGCUGCGGAGCCUAUGGCCGCCGGGAAGCCUAGAUCCGACUGUCCGGAGAGUAACCGGAAGUGCUGUCCUUAGCUUAAGGGGCGGCGCCGGCGGCUGCCCGGGAGAGGGAAGAAUUGAAUGCUGUGAAUGCUUCUGGACUAGAGACCUUUUGGAACUAAAGGGAAGACAGUCUUGAGUCUGUCUUUUUAAGAAUACUAUCUUCCUUGAGACAGCAAAUUCUCAGGACCAGGGAGUGAACACUGCCUUUCUUCCAUCUAGAUUCUAGGUUUGGAAGUACCAAGUAAGAAAUUAGUAUAUAUGAUGCUGGAAACUUGUAGACGUGAACUGCCCAUGACUAAAAGGCCUGAAGAAAAUGUAUCUUUCAAGUUCUUAUCUAGAAGAUAGACUGUUAAGACAAUAAUGGGUCAAGAAGACCAGUGGAAAACUCCCUAGGAGCGAGCCAUAGAAGAUGUACACUUCAGAAGAGAGCUGUAAUCAGAGAACUCAAAAAAGAAAAAUAUAUCAUGUAUGCCUUCAGGAGGGUAGACAGAUUUUUAUUCAAGUGCAUAAGAUUACUCAAAUAGAUGAUCAGGUACACCAGUGCCUUGAAUGUGAGCGAAACUUCUGUGAAAACUUAGCUCUUAUUAUGUGUGAGAGAACCCAUACUGGGGAGAAACAUUAUAGAUGUGAUAUGUGUGAGAAAACCUUCAUCCAAAGCUCAGAUCUUGUUUCACAUCAGAGGAUCCACACUUAUGAGAAACCUUAUAAAUGUAGCAAAUGUGAGAAGAGCUUUUGGCACCACUUAGCCCUUUCAGGACACCAGAGAACCCAUGCAGGUAAAAAAUUCUAUACAUGUGACAUUUGUGACAAGAAUUUUGGUCAGAGCUCUGAUCUGCUUGUCCACCAGCGAAGCCAUACAGGCGAGAAACCUUAUCUAUGUAGUGAGUGUGACAAAUGCUUCAGUCGAAGUACAAACCUCAUAAGGCACCGAAGAACUCAUACAGGUGAGAAACCAUUUAAGUGUCUGGAGUGUGAAAAAGCUUUUAGUGGGAAAUCAGACCUUAUUAGCCACCAGAGAACUCAUACUGGUGAAAGGCCCUACAAAUGUAAUAAGUGUGAGAAGAGUUACCGACACCGUUCAGCCUUCAUUGUACAUAAAAGAGUUCAUACUGGGGAGAAGCCCUAUAAAUGUGGUGCCUGUGAGAAAUGCUUUGGCCAGAAAUCAGACCUUAUCGUACACCAGAGAGUCCACACGGGUGAGAAGCCGUAUAAAUGCUUAGAAUGUAUGAGAAGUUUUACUCGGAGUGCCAACCUAAUCAGGCACCAGGCAACUCACACUCACACUUUUAAAUGCCUUGAAUAUGAGAAAAAUUUCAGUUGUAACUCAGACCUUAUUGUACAUCAGAGAAUUCACAUGGACGAGAAACCACAUCAAUGGUCAACCUGUGAGAGUGGCUUCAUCCUAGGGAUGGACUUCGUUGCCCAACAGAAAAUGAGAACUCAUACAGAGGAGCUGCAUUAUAAAUACAGUGUUUGCGAUAAAAGCUUCCACCAGAACUCAGCACUUCUUCAGCACCAGAGAAUCCACAUUGGUGAAAAACCAUAUGUCUGUAAUGUGGGUGAGAAGAAUGUUGAGCUCAACCCUCCCCAUGCAUCAGAAGCCUCACAAAUGUCUUGACCAGACAAGAAGUUAUAAUACCAUACAAAAAUGUAUUACAUGUCAGAGAACUUCCUAAGAUGAAAAACAUUAGGCAUAUCUCAACGGUGAAACAGACUUUCCUCAGAGCUCAGACCUCAGUGGGGACCAGAGAACCAGCAAUUGUAGGAAGUAUGGGAAAUGUUUUGCCCAGAGAGCUGCCCUAACAGAACACCUUACCAUUCUCCAAUGGGAAACCCUAUAGAUGCCCUGAGUUUUGGAAAACCUUUAGUCCAAACUCAAAUCUGAUCACCUACAAUAGGAUUCAGAAAGGUGGGAAACCUUACAAUGCAGUGAAUGUGAGAGAGCUCUCUAGCAGUGCUCAAUCCUCCUUAUUCCAAGAGAGUUCACACAGGAGAACACCUUUUAAAUCUCAUUGUCAGCAAAGCUUCAGGCAGUGUGCACAUCUCAUUGGACAUCAGAAAACUCACUCUGUGGAGAAGUUCCAACAAGUGUGAGACAAGCUUCUAACAGAACUCUGACUUUCUUACCCAUCAGAGAACCCAUACUGUUGAAAAAUUCUGUAUUUGUCUUGAGUGUGCCAAAAUCAUCAGUUGGAGAACCUAGUUGAAUUUGCAUUAAAAAAGAAACACUUGUGAGGAAAGAUCUUACAAGGGUCUGAGUGAGAAAAGCUUCUGUCAAUGAUCAGCUCUUGUGGUACACCAGGGAACUCACAUAAGUGAAAAACCCUUUAAAUACCUUAAGCCUGAAAAAAGCUUUGCUAGAAGCUCUUACCGGGCCCCAACGAUCCCACUCUGCAGAGAAUUUUGCUCCAGUGAGAGAUCUAAUUGUGGAUGAGAAUCUAUGUACAUAUAAUACAUUCGAGAAGAACUGUUCUCAUAGUUCGUUGACACAUACAGUAGAGAUGACUUUACAUGGAAUAAGUAUGGAAACAGUUUUUUAGAUACCCAGAAGCUUGUUCUGGGAGGAGCUAGGACAGGUCAGAGUAGGCCUGAUGGGUAACUCAGGUAAAGAUGCUUUUUAUCUGAACCACUUAAUGAUUGCUUUACUUACUUUUUUUUAAAAUUCAGAAAUCAAUAAAGGCAAGGACUAACCAUGUGAUAGAAGGUGUGAUAUGUGUUACUUUUGGGGGAAAGGAGUAUAUUGACUUUGCCUAUUUUUUUUUUUAUUCUUGACUAUGAUGGGGACUAGUGCAUUGAUAGUAACAUAGGGACUUUUUCUGGCAGUGAAAAGAACUAAGAAACUAGGAAGUAGUCAUCCUGGGACAAAACUCCCAAUAGUUUCCCCUUUGCAGUUCAAGCCUCAUAAAGAGGCAGAAUACUCAGCUUUUUACUUAAGUGUAGUUGAGACAUACCCUCAGAAGUUUCCUUUUCUUUAAAAUACCUUUUAGACCAUCACUGAUGUUUAGAAUUUCAGCCUUAGAGAUUCAUUUCUUAACUCAGAAAUUCAAAUUCCAGGAUAAUAGGAUGUUGUUGGUGCCUGUAAUUUUAUGACUUCAUUUAUCUUGUCUUUUUUAAUGGUAGAUACCUGUAGCCAUCUUGUAAAAUGGUUAGGGGAAGAUUGAAAGACAAAUUUAAGCCUGGUUGGCACAAAGUAAAGACCACAUAAUGAUGCAAAAUUAAUGGAGGAGCCAGACUUCCUGAUUUUGACUAUCCUGACUCCAAAACUAGUUUUCUUUCCACCUCAUCCUCCUGCUUAUAGCAAAUCUAGCCCCACUAUGAUGUACCUUGCAUGUAUUCCAGAGAGAAUACCUUUUAUUCCCAGAGAAAGGAUUGCAGUCACCACAGUAUAGAGUGUAUAUUUGGCUUGGAAUGCAGGAUUCUAAUUACUAGGAGAGAAAAGAAGUUGGCAAAUUGGAGGUUUAAGGGAAGCACUUGUUUCCAAUUUAGAAUAUUAUGGUUAUCUUUAACAUUCUCUAGAAAUACUGUAAUUAAUCCAGGGAUCUAUAAGUGUACACUUAAGAGUUUUUUAUUCUCUCAGAUUAAAAGACAUUUAAUACAAAUAUUUCAGAUUCCUGCAGAAUAUAGGACUCUAAACUGGUGAAUAAAUAUUUGUUGCUAGUCUGAGUCCUCAGAUUUGGUUUGAUUUAUCUUAGCAGAGCCCAGAGACCAUUGUCAUUUGAAUUUAUGGGAGUUGGCCAACUGCUAUGUUGCUACUUUGCAUAUGGCCCUAAGCUUUGAUCCUAAUGACUGGUUCUUAUUUUCUUAGUGACUGUUGAGCCAUGAUGAUCGUAGUUUUAGGGCCAGUGGAUCAAGCUCACAGUGGUAAUAAGAAAUCUGAUUUUCUAGGAUGUUAUUUCUUUUAGAAAACAUCCUGGAAGUUUAUUUGAGCUGGUGUGUUUCAGUAAUUUUCAUAAUAGCUCUUGUAUCAUGAAAGUUGCCCAGUGUGCAAGAUACAUUUGUUUCUCGUUGGUGAAAAUCAUGCCUAUGACUAGUAUAUGUUUGACAAUUGUAAUACUUAAAAUAGUAUUGGAGAUGUGGCAUGAUGGUGAUGGGAAGUAGUGCUUAUGGCCACUUAUUAGUCAUUAGAGGGAACUUGGAGAAGGGAACAAAGUUGGUAUCAUUAGCAGGGCAAUGACUUGCCCCUUCUUUCAACUAAUCUUACUGUCUCUAAGUAAAUUAGGGAUGGACCAUCCCUCAAACUGAGAAUUUUGGGGGUAUGAAACAAGUCUGAGGGCUUUUUAAAAAAGUGUUGGUAUUAUCCAUAUAGCAUAACCUGAGGUUGGAGAGGACCACUUGGGAGCCUGUAACCAAAACUAGAAGGUAACUUCUGGGAUGGAUGGAGGUUCUCUUGAAGCAGUGCCAACCUAAAUCUACCUCAGGUAAGUAGUUAGAGUAACUCUAAAGAUUUCAAACCAAAUGAGACACUUGUAUCAGUCCAUGUAUUCCUAUGCUUAUAAUGUUUUUGUUUUCCCUUCAUUCUUAAAUAAAUAUUUGUUCUGAAAAACUCCA